Zychaea mexicana is the source of this 1056-nucleotide messenger RNA. Its product is annotated as serine-threonine protein kinase 19-domain-containing protein. Gene Ontology annotation, molecular function: protein serine/threonine kinase activity. The coding region runs from base 27 to 926 and encodes 299 amino acids. Gene Ontology annotation, biological process: positive regulation of Ras protein signal transduction; protein phosphorylation. NCBI's taxonomy places the organism in Eukaryota, Fungi, Mucoromycota, Mucoromycetes, Mucorales, Lichtheimiaceae. The transcript is spliced from 4 exons. The record is from RefSeq and is a predicted model, not a curated record.
CUUUCUUCGUUAAUUUUGUGUAACCUAUGGAUCGAGCGAGUAGAAAACGAGGCAGAGAACAGUAUGCUGCGGUAGUUAACCAAAUAUCUGAUAUACCUGACGUUUAUGGCGUCAAAAGACGAGCUUCGGAAAAGAAAUUGCGUUGUAACAACGCUGCCAGUACAACUCCUGAUCGUCUUGAAGAAAAUGAGGACGAUGAGUUUGGCGAUUUGGAUCUAUUCGACAUUUCGGACACUGUGGUUACUGCGCAAUAUCUUAUCGACAAAUUGUCUCUGACGGACAAAGCAAAGCGUACAGACGUGGCUGCAAAACUUCCGCGUAUAUGCUUCCUUCAUCAGAUUUACAGUAUUCUUCCGGAUAAUACAGCGGUGGAUCGAGAGUUGAAAGAAGCAAUCGAUACAGGAUCCUGGAGAAAGUUUCAUAUCGUAGGAUCAUUGGAAGACGAGUUUGCAAUCAUGAAAACGACUGAUUAUGUUGCGACAAUUGACGAUGCAAAGCGCGAAUAUAUCGCUGAAGAAGAAAGCAGAGGAGACAACAAGAAGCCAGAAAGAAUUGUUGUCACUGCAGAUCUGUUUGAUCGGUUCAAGAGAUUCGUUCUGGAUAAAAGACAUAACGAUGUGGCUGUAUCGCAAAAGUCAGAAGAAUUUACAUUCAACGAUAAAGAGGUUUCAUGUUUGGUCAAGCAUGGGUUGAUGCUCCCACACAUUCAAAAGACGGAUACGUAUUGGUUUGCCAUUCGACGUCAAGGCAUGUUCAUGUCGCAUUAUCUGAAAGGAAGAACUGAGAUUCUACGGAUACUGAAAAAGCGGCCGACGCAUGAUAUUCUUGAAAAGCAACUGGCAGCCAAAAAGCUACGAUCUAUUUUUCGGCAUGAAUUUAUAUUGCACGAUCUUGUCGGCAGUGGGCGAGCGGAGAGGUAUAUAUAGAGGGAGAAGCAGUAAUAGCUAAGACACAAUACUAAACGCGGGUCUUGUUUAACGAUGCAUGGUGUAUACAGAUAUAAGACGACAAUGGGCGAUUUGAUUCGAAUAACAAAAAAAGGUGAACGAAUGCAAU